CAGGGUCCCAGAGAUCCAGUCGGACGAAUCCAAGAGACACCAGCGGGAGACGCCUCGGCGGGAGGGAGCACGAAACGGGCCACCCUCGAGCCCGUGGAGUCGCCGAAACCCGCCGCUGUUGACCAAUCGGGAACGAGCAGAGCCGUCUUCUGGCGAUUGCUCCACCCUCCGAGCCUGCGUUUCCCCUCCGUCUCCUGCUAAUGGUCGCGUCCGUGGCCUGGAAACCUUUUGUGGGGAAGCGCCACUUUGUCGGAAAGGGUCCGGAUUCUUUUGAAAGGAAAGUGGCAGAGCUGCUGUAGUUUUGAAAGGGCCUUCAGCAAAGUCCUCUGCAGUGGGUCCCAGCCUGCAUUGUUACACUUCUGGCCAGGGCUUAUCUUGCAGCGACAACACACAACAUGGCCAAGGCAAGGAUUGCAGUCAUUGGUGCAGGGCUCAUUGGCCUCUCUACUGCUGUUUGCAUUUCGGAAUCUGUCUCAGACUGCAGCGUGACUCUCAUUGCUGACAGGUUUACACCCAAUACAACAAGUGAUGUAGCUGCUGGGAUGCUCAUUCCUCAUAUUUACCCAGACACACCGGUUCAUCAACAGAAGCAGUGGUUUAAGGAGACCUUUGACUACCUAUCAGUAAUCUGUAAUUCCUCAGAAGCUUCAGAGGCUGGGAUUCAUUUGGUCUCUGGCUGGCAGAUCUUUAAAGCCAUUCCUGAAGAGAAGCCUCCAUUCUGGUCUGAUGUGGUUCUGGGGUUUCGCUCGAUGACUGAACAGGAAAUGAAGAAAUUUCCACAGCACAAAUGUGGUCAUGCCUUUACUACACUGAAGUGUGACUGCCCACCCUAUUUGCUUUGGCUGGAGAAAAGGCUGAAAAGAAAUGGGGGCCAGGUGCAUGCUAGAAAAAUCGAAGACCUAUGGGAGCUGCGGAGUGACUAUGACAUCAUAGUGAAUUGCUCCGGCAUUGGCUCCAGGAAGCUCGUGGGUGACCUUGAGAUACACCCCGUCAGAGGUCAGGUUCUCAAGGCCAAGGCCCCUUGGGUAACACAUUUCAUUCGGGACGGCGAUGGACUAACCUACAUCUACCCAGGGAUACACAACAUAACGUUAGGUGGGACACGGCAAAAAGGCAACUGGAAGCUCUCUCCAGAUCCCAGUACCAGCAAAGAUAUAUUUGGCCGAUGUUGUGCUCUUGAGCCAUCCCUUCAGGCAGCUCAGGAUAUAAAGGUGAGGGUGGGCCUGAGGCCAUCCAGGUCAGCCGUGAGAGUCCAGAAAGAGAUACUGGUUCGAGGCAGUGGAAAGCUUCUGGUGGUGCACAAUUACGGACAUGGGAGCGGUGGAUUUUCUGUGCACCAGGGUACAGCUAAGGAAGCAACCCAGCUGGUUAAAGAGUGCAUUGCAGCCCUUGAAAUGUCAAGGCAUAAGGCAAAACUGUAGCCUGUAAGGUGAACAUUCAU
Messenger RNA from Lacerta agilis (Sand lizard), 1441 nucleotides. RefSeq names its product D-aspartate oxidase (gene DDO). The transcript has 6 exons. Lineage: Eukaryota; Metazoa; Chordata; Lepidosauria; Squamata; Lacertidae. Bases 396 to 1421 code for a protein of 341 amino acids. The record is from RefSeq and is a predicted model, not a curated record. Gene Ontology annotation, molecular function: D-amino-acid oxidase activity; FAD binding.